UUUGAUGGUUGUGGACCUGUGCUCAAUGGAGUUCAGAGGGACAGUGGGGUUGGUGGAGGGAUGUAUGGUUAAGUAAACCUACCGAAUGCUGGAAAGCCUGGAUACAGUGGACAUGGAGAGGAUGUUUCCAUUAGACGGAGAGUCUGUGAUCUGACAGCAUAGGCUCAGAAUAAAGACGCUUCCCUUUAAAAUUGAGUUAGACCUGCGGUGAGAGAUUUAUUGGUAUAAAAAACCCAACUGGAAGCAAACCACGACUGAAGAUGAGGGAACAUCAACAAGUGAACCAGCCCGAGGAUUGAGAGCAUCAACUGAAGAGAAUCCAUCUGACUCGGAGAUUCCAGUGAUUCAGUCAGGAGAAAGUUUGGUUAAAAACGAGAAGGAAUUUGUCUCCCAGAAGCUCAAACAUGGCACAGCAGUUUUGCUGUCUCUGUCUAGAUAUUUAAGAGGUGAAGCAAGGGAUUCAAUCAACCUUCCUAUCUGAUCAGACUACGGGGCAGGAUUCACUCAGUCAUUUGACCAACUGGCACCUCCAUUAUUUUACACAGGGGAGAGCCCAUUCUUCUGCUCAGGCUGUGGGAAUGGAUUCAGUCAGUCAUCUCAACUGAAGGUACGUCAGUAAGUUCACAUUGGGCAAGGUCAUUCACCUGUUCUGUGUGUAAAAAAAAUAUUUAGUCUGUCAUCCCACCUGUGGACCCACCAGUCAGAAGCUGGUCAUCUGCUAAAUUUCUGGGGAAGGAUUCACUCGGUCAUCUGACCUAAUGGCUCACCAGUCAGUUCACACAAGGGAGAAGCCAUUCACCUGCUCAGACUGCGGUAAGGGAUUUACUCGGUCAUCUGACCUAAAGGUACAUCAGCGAGUUCACACUGGGGAGAAGCCAUUCACCUGCUCAGUCUGUGGGAAGGGAUUCACUCGGUCAUCCUACCUGCAGAAUCAUAAGCAAGUUCACACUGGGGAGAAGCCAUUCAUCUGCCUAGAAUGCGGGAAGAAAUUCACUUUGUCAUCCAGCCUGCGGAGUCAUCAGCGAGUUCACACUGGGGAGAAGCCAUUCAUCUGCUUAGAAUGUGGGAAGAAAUUCAUUUCGUCAUCCAGCCUGCUGAGUCAUCAGCGAGUUCACACUGGAGAGAAACCGUUCACCUGCUCAGAAUGUGGGAAGGGAUUCACUCAUUCAUCCAGCCUACAGAGACACCAGCAAUCUCACACUGGAGAGAAGUUGUUCACCUGCUCAGUCUGUGGGAAGGAAUUCACUCAGUUAUCCAACCUGCAGAGUCAUCAGCGAGUUCACACUGGAGAGAAGCCAUUCACCUGCUCAGAAUGCGGGAAGGGAUUCACUUUCUCAUCGACACUUAAGGUACACCAGCGAGUUCACACCAGGGAGAAACCGUUCACCUGCUCAGUCUGUGGGAAGAGAUUCACUUUCUCAUCUAACCUGAAGGUACAUCAGGUGGUUCACACUGGGGAGUGGCCGUUCACCUGUUCAGUCUGUGGGAAGGGAUUCAUUAACUCAACUGAACUGAUAGUUCAUCAGCGAGUUCACACUGGAGAGAGGCCAUUCACCUGCUCAGACUGUGGGAAGGGAUUCAUUAAGUCAGCUGAACUGAAGGUUCAUCAGCGAGUUCACACUGGGGAGAGGCCGUUUACCUGCUCAGACUGUGGGAAGGGAUUCACUUCCUCAUCUAACCUGAUGACACACCAGCGAGUUCACACCGGGGAGCGGCCGUUCACUUGCUCGAACUGUGGGAUGAGAUUCGCACGGUUAUUCACCCUACAGUGUCACCAGCGAGUUCACACUGGGGAGAAGCCAUUCACCUGCUCAGACUGUGGGAAGAGAUUCACUCAGUCAUCUGACCUAAAGGCUCACCAGCGAUUUCACACCAAGGAGUGUCCAUUCACCUGCUCGGACUGUGGGAAGGGAUUCACUUUGGAAUCGACUCUAGUGAAACACCAGCGAGUUCACACUGGGAAGAAGCCAUUCACUUGCUCAGAAUGUGGUAAGGGAUUCACUAUGUCAUCUCACCUACUGAUACACCAGCGAGUUCACACUGGGGAGAAGCCAUUCACCUGCUCAGAAUGUGGUAAGGGAUUCACUAUGUCAUCUCACCUACUGAUACACCAGCGAGUUCACACUGGGGAGAAGCCGUUCAUCUGCUCAGACUGUGGGAAGGGAUUCACUUGCUCAUCCCAACUGAAGGUACAUCAGCGAGUUCACACUGGGGAGAAGCCAUUCACCUGCUCAGAAUGUGGGAAGGGAUUCAGUCGGUCAUCCAGCCUACAGAGUCAUCAGCGAGUUCACACUGGGGAGAAGCCAUUCACCUGCUCAGAAUGUGGGAAGAGAUUCACUCGGUCAUCCCACCUACUGAAACAUCAGCGAGUUCACACUAGGGAGAAGCCGUUCACCUGCUCAGACUGUGGGCAGGGAUUCACACUGUCAUCCCACCUACUGAGACAUCAGCGAGUUCACACUGGGGAGAAGUCGUUCACCUGCUUAGACUGCGGGAAGGGUUUCACUCGGAUAUCCAACCUGCAGAGUCAUCAGCGAGUUCACACUGGGGUGAAGCCAUUCACCUGCUCAGAAUGCGGGAAGGCAUUCACUCGGUCAUCGCACCUACUGAGACAUCAGCGAGUUCACACUAGGGAGAAGCCAUUCAUCUGCUCAGAAUGA
Messenger RNA from Hypanus sabinus (Atlantic stingray), 2660 nucleotides. RefSeq names its product zinc finger protein 850-like. Gene Ontology annotation, biological process: regulation of transcription by RNA polymerase II. The transcript has 3 exons. The record is from RefSeq and is a predicted model, not a curated record. NCBI's taxonomy places the organism in Eukaryota, Metazoa, Chordata, Chondrichthyes, Myliobatiformes, Dasyatidae. The coding region runs from base 759 to 2660 and encodes 633 amino acids. Gene Ontology annotation, molecular function: DNA-binding transcription factor activity, RNA polymerase II-specific; RNA polymerase II cis-regulatory region sequence-specific DNA binding.